ACAUUUAUAUUCUACAAGUAAAUAAUUGUUUUCGGGAUUUAAUUUUGGAUCCUUUCGAUAAAUUUGUUAAAAAAUUAAGGAAAACUGAAUGAUAAAUGUCUUAAUUAUAUGAAAAACGCUAAAUUUAUAAUAGAGCAUAAUCGGUACAAUGGAUUUGCAAAAUAUUCCUAUCGAAAAACAAGUAAAUCUUAUUUUGCUCUCAAAGGUUUUGAAAAAUAACUUGGAUUUAAAGAAGAAAACUAACCUUAGUCUCUAUCAAAUCCACCGUAUACUACAAAAUCAAGAUGUUAUUUUGGAGGUGUGGAAAGAAAGAAACAAAAAAAUAAAAAAAACACCAGACUAUACAGUUGCCGUCGAAACACUUCUACUGGAAUGGAUACGCCAGUGUAAAUUAAAAAAAGUAAAUUUAUCAAUAACCACAAUACACGAACAAAUAAACUAUCUAAAGGAAUUAUUUAAAAUAUUCUAUAAAAUAAAUAUGAAAAUUUGGACUCGAAUAAGAACAAUUUUAGGGGAUUUACUUUAUAAUAAUGUCUCAACGGAUUGUAUACCUUUUGAUAUAUAUGCAAUUUUUCAAAAAGAAGGUAAACGAUUAUUAAAAGCUGAAAUAUAUGAGGAAUUUCUUGAGCGUCUGGAUGUUAAAGCGAUAAGGAGCAAUUCAAAAAAAUCUAUUGAAAGUAAAAGUCCUAAAACGAAAGCAAAACCCCCAGAAGAAAGUAAAAUUGAAAAUAAAGAUGAUGAUGAAGUUAUUGCAGUUGAAAACCCCAUUACAGUUGUUGAUAUUAGCAAUGAUGAUACAGAAUUUUAUGAUAAAAUUACCAAAAUUAAAAGCGAACCAUUAUCGCCAACUUACUCCGUUCGUCAAGAUGUAAUAAAGGAAACUAUUAUUUCAUCUAAGGAUAUUGAAACGACAGAAAUAGAGCAAACAAAAGAGGUCUCUAUUAAAAAAGAGCCCCAAGCGAAUAUUGAAACUGAAAAUCUCAUUAACAGUUUAGAAGAGGAACUAAACGAGUUUGAAGAAUUUAUUGAUAUUCCUGAAAAUCCAAGAAAAACUUUAAAGCUAGAGCCUGAUAAUGAGAAAGCUCUAGAGACCAGGAUUAAAAUAGAAGCGCAAGAGUGUGAUAAUACGAAAGUGUUGGUUCCUAAUAUUAAACUUGUAAACAGCGAGUGUAAUAAAGCGAUGGAAUCCAACAUUAAAAUAGAACCCCCGGAACUAAACGAUGACAUUUUGCAAGUGGAACAUAAUGAAUUAGAAACAUUUCUAGGAAUUUCUAAUGAUCAACAAACAGAAUCUGCAAAUGAAAAAAUUGAAGAUAUUUCAGCAGAAAUUAAAAGGCAGUUAGAUUUCGAUUUUAUGGAUGACAAUGACAGUGAAUGCAUUGAUAUUUAUCAAAUUGUAGAUAAUAAUGAAGAAGAUGAUAAGGGAGAAAAUGAAUGUUCUACAAAAAAUCUUAGUAAAAAAGAAACUAAUGAAACCCUGAAUGGAAUUGGAAAGAAACCCAUUGAAAUUGAAUUUAGUGAUUUUGAUUGUUUACAAAUUAUACUGAAAAAAAACUGUGAUAAAUCAUUAAAAGAAAUCUUAAAAGAAGUUAAAAAUAAAACAAAUGAAACAGCUGAAGUUAUAAAGAAAACUGAAGAGGAAAAUGAAGAAACACAAAUUGAACUAGACAUUGAAGAUGGUGAUUUUGAAGAUUUACAAAAUGAACUGGAAAAAAACUGUGAAGAAGAAAAUAAAACUGCUGAAGUUAUGGAGGAAGACGAGGAGGAAAAUGAAGAAACACAAAUUGAACUAGAAAUUGAGGACUGUGAGGAAGAUGUACAAAAUGAAUUAAGGGAAAUAAUAAAUAAAUAUGCCAAGGAAAAUAAACAAGAAAGAAAAACAGAAAAUCCUUUAGAAAUUAUACAACAGGAAGAAAAGCGAUUACCAACUGAGAAGGACGAGGACGACUAUGAAAUUGUUUUCGAAAUUGUAUCCGAUGAGGAAGUUGAUGCCAAUAAUGCGGAGCUUAAUAGAGUAAUUGAUUUGUUAAAAACAAAACAAAUAAAUGAAAGUGGAAAAAGACGUGGUAGUCAGACAGCAGAUGAAACUUCCCUUUUAAAUACACCUAGCAGAAAAAUGCCACGUUUAAAUUCAAAUCAAUCCGAAGACUUAGUUGCUAAUAUUAAGAGUAAUGAUGAUGUUACAAAAUGUCUUUAUAAAGAUUUUAAAUCGUCAAAUGUUAAGAAGCGUAGAAGAGUUAAAAAAAGAACUUUUUAGAAAACUAACAAAAUGCAUACCUAAAUGCUUUGUUAGUUAUUUUAGUUGUAUUAUAACAGUAAGAUUUUAUUCUUAUUAGAAUAAGUAUUAUUUCUUGGAAAAGAUUAUUUGUUUAAUGAAUAACUUUAAGUUUUAUUAUAAAAACCAAUAUUUUAGUUUUUAUUUCUGAGAUGAAAUUGUUUAAUUUUAGAAAACUGAGGACUUUUGAUAAUAACAUUUAAAACGAAAUAAUGAAUCUUAUAAGAAUAAGAUAUUUUUGAAAUGCCUUUCUUUACUAAUUCGUUUUACAAAAGUCCUUAAUAUUUAUUUGUUUGAAUUAUAAGUAAAUGUAAUUAUUUUCUAUAAAUAAAACUGAAUGCGAAAAAAAGUACAAAAGCCCUGUAAUUGCCUUGUAACUAAACUGUGAUAUUUUUGUUAAGACUGAUUUUUUUGUUAAUAUAUUUUUUAAGAACAAAUAAAACGUUUUGUUUAUAAACCCCAAAA
This is a messenger RNA of Lucilia sericata (common green bottle fly), 2740 nucleotides long. RefSeq lists its product as uncharacterized. The record is from RefSeq and is a predicted model, not a curated record. The transcript is spliced from 3 exons. NCBI's taxonomy places the organism in Eukaryota, Metazoa, Arthropoda, Insecta, Diptera, Calliphoridae. The coding region runs from base 149 to 2257 and encodes 702 amino acids.